Molecule: messenger RNA, 1961 nt
Organism: Ostrinia nubilalis (European corn borer)
Lineage: Eukaryota; Metazoa; Arthropoda; Insecta; Lepidoptera; Crambidae
Exons: 6
Coding region: 267-1256 (329 amino acids)
Source: RefSeq, a predicted model, not a curated record
GGUUGGUUAUGUCAACGUCAGAAUUUUAAAAAAAAAUCUAACGGACGUUUUUGUUUUUGUGUUGGAUGGAAUUUUAAUUCUGUAUUUUCUUGAAUUCCUAUGCAAUAUAAUUAUUCUUUACACUAAAGAAUGAUACGUUGUUUGUAAAAGUUCGCUCCGGAGUAAAAUUAAUGUCAGUUUUAUACUUUUUCCUGCUGUAAAUGAACUUCAAAGUUUACAAGAGUUUGUAGUUUAUUAUUUUGUUAUUGUAAUACUUACUAGUGAAAAUGCAGGCUGCUUCAAAGUCCAAGAUCGGUGAGCUGCAAGCGAUCAUGACAAAAAUGCCAUUCAAAGUAUGCUGUGUCUAUGCUUUGCCAGAGUUCGGGGUGCGGUGGAGUGAAGUGUCUCGAGCAGUCAGGAACGCUCGGUUGCCUAUGACGUCAGCGAGUGUUGCCAGAAUCAUUUGCAGACACGUCGCGAAGUCGCUUCCUGCUGAUGACGUUGAGGACAUCAUAGCUACGCUGCAGUUAAAGUUGGUGGCCACACAGACGCGCACGUGGCACGCGCUGCGUCUGCUGCACAGGGACGGCUUGGAGCCGGCGGCGGUGCUGGCGCGGCGGCUGCCCGGCCGCCUGCGGAGCGCCCUGAGCGAGGGCCGCGCCAGGAACAUGCGCGCUGAGGUGCAGACAGCAAUGAUGGGAGACCUGAUAUACGUGAGCGUGCGUCUGGUGUCUGCCACGAGGGAAGGCUCCGUACUGUACCUUGCGGUGCCCCCAGGCCAGGACGCGCUGUUGACCAGUAGUCUGUCAGGCACCACGCUCCUCAAGGCCGCAGUGCAAGCUUUAGGCUACAAGGAAUACCAGAACAUGAACCUCCACGGGCACGACAUAGAUUCCUUACUGCGCAUCAGUGACCCCGCCUGGAAUGGACCCGCCGACCAUUUGUCCGCGCCGCCGGAUUACGCGCCCGCUCCAGUCGUCACUCCAAACGGGAUUGACUACACGAAUAAAACGUACGACGAACGAUACGUCGACCAAAUCAUCGGACCCCAACCUCCGCUGCUAACAGACAUCACUAUUACCGCAACUAAAUCCUUCUUCGACCCAUCCAGGUUGAACAAACAAAUGAAUUUGACGGUGCGGUUGAAAAGUGACGACGUAGCGAAGAGUUUGAAGUCGUGGGUGUCACGCGGCGCCCUGGCCCCUACAUCGGAUUUCUUCCAGAUUUAUCACAAAAUUAAAUCCAACAAAAUCACGUACACUCAAGAUUCAGACUGAUAUAUCCGAGUUUAUUUGGUUUUUAAUUAAUAUUUAGCUUGAUUGUGAAUUAGCGACCCGCCCCGGCUUCGCACGGAUGCUAUGCCUAUAUACAUGUUACGGUCAAAGUGAUAAAUGUGAAAAUUAUGAAUAAUCGCCGGUUAUUAUGAAUAAUUACCGCAUGAUUUGAUAAAUGUGAUUAAUAUGAGGUCAUUUAUGUGUGUAUAAAAACUAAAUAGGCGGCUUAGGGGUGGCCCAAGGGCCACCCCCGCCGCACCUUAACCUAUUUUUCACUUUAAAUCAAAACAUUAUGUUAUUGGCAUCAUGGAAAAGUAAUAUUAUGCAAGAAACACUCCAAACUCAUUAUGCCAAAUUAUAUUAAUAUAUGAUAUCAAAACGUUCAAAAGUUUGGCUGUACACGAGCACGUACACAAGAUGUUGUUCUCUUUUAUGAAAUUUGUUAGUACUAAGCUUCAAUUAUUAAAUAAUUACUGUUAAAUGUGAUUCAUUUAUCACUUUUACCGCGACUGUCGGUAAUUAUUCAUAAUAACCGGUUAUUAUUAAUAAUUUUCAAUUUAUCACAUUAACCGUAACAUACAUAUAAAAUUCCCUCUUGAAUGACUCUUUCAUUGCUGAAACCUGCGUUUUGAGUGAUUUUGUCCCAUAAUGUACCUACUAAUGUGAAAUAAAAUACAUUGAAAAAAUUAUAUUCAUUAAAAAUUCCUA